Cimex lectularius (bed bug) is the source of this 3931-nucleotide messenger RNA. It is a transcript of the gene Invadolysin, whose product is annotated as leishmanolysin-like peptidase. The transcript has 13 exons. Gene Ontology annotation, biological process: proteolysis; cell adhesion. The record is from RefSeq and is a predicted model, not a curated record. The coding region runs from base 64 to 2034 and encodes 656 amino acids. Gene Ontology annotation, molecular function: metalloendopeptidase activity. Gene Ontology annotation, cellular component: membrane; cytoplasm. Lineage: Eukaryota; Metazoa; Arthropoda; Insecta; Hemiptera; Cimicidae.
GGCGACACGCGAGGUAAUCCGACCCAGUCAAGGUUUCCUCCUCGGAGUCCACCUUCUUCGAAUAUGGGUCUGGCACCUUGUCAGAUAUGGGACUGCGACCCAUGGGCCUCCGUAAUUCUUCUCCUCCUCGUCAGCCACUCGGUCCUCCCAGCACUUACAGACUCCAAGUGCAACCACGUACAUCCAAAACUGGACGAAGUUAUUCAUGAUGUUCAUAUAGAGCCAGCUCAUAUAAUGAAGAAAAGGAGUAUAGACCAACCACUCCGAGUUUUCCUAUAUUGUGAUGAAAGUGUAUAUAAGUUAGAAAAAGAGAAGUUCCUACUAAUCAAUAACACAAUAUUACCAAAAGCAGUGCGGUUCUGGGAAAUGGCGCUUAUGGUAAGAAAAACUGAAAAAGUCAUCCGUUUAAACAGAAAAUGUGUAAAUAAUCAGGUUUUCUACCAUAAAAAAGAACCUUAUUCGUACUGUAAAAAUGCUUGUGAAAAUAAGACUUUGUGCGGAGAAGUAACAGUACCUGAAGAACAUUUAGAUGUUUGUAGAACAUGCAAUGCCUCAGGAUUGAGUUGUAUGGAACAUGGCACACCUGGGAAAGGUAUUACAGGAGCCGAUUUUGUAUUUUACGUAAGUGCCAUGCCAACCGAGCGGUGCAAGAAAGGGCUCACGGUUGCAUAUGCAGCUCAUUGUCAACAAGAGGCAGUACUAGACCGGCCUAUUGCCGGCCACGGGAAUUUUUGCCCCAACAGCAUCAGCACGAACCCUCAAGAGCUCGAUAUACUCUUAUCAACGGUGAAACACGAAAUCCUUCACGCUCUCGGCUUCUCGAUCAGCCUAUUCGCAUUUUUUCGAGACGCCGAGGGAAACCCGCUUACUCCAAGAGAAGAAAAUGGAAAACCUAUGCAAAACACAAAGCUGCAAGCUCGCCAGUGGAGUGAUAAAGUUAUCAAAACGGUAAAUUUAAAAGAAUGGAAUAUUCACGGCGGGGCUAUUGAACGCCAGGUUCAAAUGAUGGUAACUCCAAGGGUCGUAAAAGAGGUUAGAGAACACUUCAAUUGCUCAACAUUAGAAGGUGCAGAAUUAGAAGACCAAGGUGGGGAAGGAACCGUUCUAACACAUUGGGAAAAGCGUGUUUUUGAGAAUGAAGCAAUGACAGGCACACAUACUCAGAAUCCUGUAUAUUCUAUGCUUACUCUAGCAUUAAUGGAAGAUACAGGUUGGUACAUGGCUAAUUACUCGAUGGCUCAGCCGUUACGCUGGGGAAAAAAUUUAGGAUGCGAUUUUGUGACAAAGUCAUGCAAACAUUGGAUCGACACUAAAAGAGAAGAGGGCAUUUCGAUCCAUCCUUUUUGUGAUAAAGUAAAAGCAGAUCCUCUGAAAACCGAAUGCACAUCUGAUAGGACUUCAGUGGCUCUUUGUAACCUUGUGCAAUACGAAAAAGAAUUACCUCCAAAUUACCAAAAUUUCGACUUUAUACCAAAUGUGACAAAAGGACGAGAAGGAUAUUACGGUGGCGUUGUGAGUCUUGCUGAUUAUUGCCCGUAUAUACAAGAAUUCUCAUGGCGUGCUCAAAACAUUGUAGUUCGAGGAUCUCGCUGCCAAUACCCUGAAAAUAAUCCACACCCAGACAAAAAUUUCGCCUUGGAAGAAUAUGGCGAAGAUUCACGCUGUUUCGACCAUACCAACGAGAUGUGGGAGGAGAAAUCAUGUAAACAAUCAAAACAGUGGCAAUAUUGGGGAUCAGGUUGCUAUAGAUUUACAUGCGAUGAAGGAUUGCUUCAAAUAAUAGUCCACAAUGUUACUUACACCUGUUAUUAUUCUGGUCAAACUAUCAAUGUUCAAUUAAUUGUAAAUGGCUCACUUCACAAGGGUGCUAUAGUAUGUCCUCCAUGCCAAGAACUUUGCAAUUCCACUUGCAUAACUCCUGGCAAAAUUAUCGAGCGUCCCGUUGAAACGAAGCAUCAACUUAUUUGUGGUUCGCCUUCCUUAAUGUUGUCAUGGAUAAUUAUUUUACUAUCAUUAGCUAUUUAUAUAAUAUAAAUAAAAAAUUAUAUUUAAUAAUAAAAAGAUAAGGAUUUAAUGCAGUGUUCAGGAUGAAAAGUCCUAGAUAUUUUAAAUAAUAGAGAGAAACAUUAAAAAAAAUACCAUGACCAAAUUUGUGAUAUUUAUCAAUAAGUAAAUAUAAAUUAUUUUUGUACAGUUAUAGAAGUUUUUAAUUAUGUGACUAAUUAAAAUUCGUCACAGGUUCUUUGUAUCUAAAAUAUGCUAUGAUGUUUAAUUGUAUAUUAUUGUAACAUAAUUAGAGAUUUAUUCAGUUACAUUCCAUAAUUUAUGUUUUUAUAUCCUAAAAUAAAAAUAAAUGACUGAUCUAUUGUCACAUAAAACUAAUUCUAACCACCUUAUUUAUCCUUUAGCUUUAAUUACACUUUCUGCAUAGUUUUUUUUUUUUUUUUUUGCAUUUUGAACUCUGAACUUUUUAUAUGUUAAUAUCAAUUUAAUUUCCCAUAUGAGUUUGUAUUUCAGGCAAAAUUCUUAAUAAAUUGUUUGGCUUAAAUCCAAUAUAAAAAAAAGACUUUGGUUCACCUUCGAUCAAAUCGUGACUUAAUCAUUUGUCAUUAACCAUUUAUAAAUUGUAAAUAAUUUUUUGUAAUUAAUAGAAUAUAAUGAUUUAUGCAGUGUUCAGUGUAAAAAAAAUUAAUUGUCCUAGGUGUUUAAGUAAAAAAAAGCAUACCAUGACCAAAUAUGUGAUAUUUGUCAAUAAGUGAAUAUAAAUUAUUUUUCUAUAGUUAUAGAAUAUUUCAAUUCUGUGACUGUUUAAUAGAUCAUCACGAUUGAAAUUGAAACUCACCAUACUAUUUAUUGUACGAAAAUAUUCAAACGCUUUCAAUUGCAUUCCAAGUUUUGUUAUUUAUUAUGUAAUCAGUAUUUUUGUUUUUUCUUUUAUUUCAUAAUUAUGACAAUGGAUUUAUAUUUAUUUUAAUGGCUGUUUUUAAGUUGAGAUUGUUGCUGAUUUGAUACUUUUGUUGGUAUUAUUGCAAAUAUAAGAUUCAUUUACAGAAGGCACCUGUAUAAUUAAUUUCUUCAAAUCCCUUCUUUAAAAUAAAAAUGUAAAAAAAUAAAAUAAAAUAAAAACUGAUUCAUAACAAUGAAGAAGGGUUCAGUGACGAUUUCAUUUAUUGACCGGUAGGUCAUUUUUCUAAAUAAUUUCCAUUGCAGGCACAUUUAAUUGAAGUUUAUAAAUAUAUUCCUCACAUUAUAUAAAAAUAAGUUUAAUUUGUUGUGAGAGGAACGUUCGUAACUGCAACAGUCUUGGGAUCAAAAAGAGAUGCUACAAACCCAACAUACAACUUAAUGGGCUUUUUUCAAAAACACUGACACCCCUGAGAGUUGACAUAACUUCUGCUGUUGCAUUGAACAUAAUAACUGAAUUAUCCAGGUGUCAACUGUAUUGAUGUUUUAUAUUUAAUAGUUAAACCGCUGUUUCCAACUUUGAUUCAAAAUUGUUGUAAUAAACAGGUUACCCCGAGAGUUAACAUAUUGUUAUAAUUUGUUAUAAAUUAAUUAAUUAUUAAUUGUGCUUUACUUGUACAAAAUAUAUUUAAAAAAUUCUUCAAUAUUUAGAAAGAGGAAAAAUAAAACCUUGGCUGUUAUAAUGUCCAUAAUGAGAGAUGUUCUAUCACUCUACUAGAGUCAAAAUUGUAAAUACACAUCACAAAAAAAAUUAAUAAUUUUAAAGUAGCCCACCAAUAUUUUUUUUUUCUGUCAUUACAAAUCCAUAAUUUAAAUAACUUAAAUGUGUGUAAAUAUAACUGUAUGCCUGUGCACAAUUAUUAAUAUAUGUAUAUUUGAUUACAGUCCUUUAUAAAAUAUAUAUUUAAAGAAUAUAAAUAAAUAUCAGGUGCAUGAUGUUAUUUGACACCUGAUAACUCGUACCAUA